AUGUUUGGUACGAAAUUGCGCCGAUUGCCAUUGUCAUUCAGUCCAGUUAUUCGUCAACAAACAAAUAUUGCAAGUGAUUUUAAAAAUCAUAAUCAAGAUGAACAAACGAAAAAAAUAACGAAUGAAAAUGGGAAUGGAAAUGGAACUAAUCGAUGUAUACCACCAACUGAAAAGACAAUUCGUGAUAAACAUUUAGCUAAUAUAACGGUUACUUCCUUUUAUUCUCAAACAGCUGUUGAAGAACUUGCAAGAAAGCAAUCAACUCGACUUACACCAUUGACAAUGAUGUAUAUUGGAAAAACUAAAGACAGUAGCCAUCUUUUACGAUCAGCUCAAUAUCUUCAUAAGGAUUUACCUAUUCGUUUUGCACAUCGAAUUGAUGAUUUUCGAAAUUUACCAUUUAUCGUUGCUUGCAAUCCGCUUUUAUUAGAAUUGCAUGAACGAUUUAUUAAAAUCUUUCAUACAUUAAAUUCAUUUCCAUCAAUUAAAACACUUGAACAAGAAAAGGCUUAUACUGAAUUACUUCAAAAUACGCUUACUUGUAGUUCCGAUACAUUACCUUUAUUAGCAGAAGGUUUUCGUGAAUCAAAACGACAUAUCAAACAAGAAACAUUUGUACGUAAUUUUCUUGAUCGUGCUCUAACUUCUCGAUUGGCUAUUAAAAUGUUAAUUGAACAUCAUAUUGAAUUACGAAAUGAUAGAGAAAAUUAUAUUGGUGCUAUUUGUAUGAGUUUUUCACCGAAAAAACUUAUUCAAUCAUCUGCUGAAUAUGUCAAAAAAGUAUGCCGUGCUGAAUAUGGUGUUGCACCGGAUGUUAAAAUCGAUGGUCAUGUGCAUAGCUCAUUUCCAUAUAUAACAACACCACUCAAUUAUAUCAUACCAGAAAUGUUGAAAAAUGCAUUUAGAGCUACGGUUGAACAUCAUAGAUAUUCUGAUCUCGGUUUACCAAGUGUUACUGUUACAAUUGCUGUUAAUGAGGAUGAACUUGUUCUACGAAUAAAAGAUCGUGGAGGUGGUAUGCCACGAGCAUUACUUGAUAAAAUAUUUGAUUAUCAUUUUUCAUCAAAUCAUUUAUCACAUGAUCCUUCUUUACUUUCAUAUACUGAUUUUGAUAAUCAUUUUCAUGAUCAACUUGUUACAACAGAUAAUACAAAUCGAAUGAGCGGAUACGGUUUUGGUGUGCCAACAUCCCGUGCCUAUUGUGAAUAUUUAAAUGGUUCAUUAACAAUUGAAACAAUGCAUGGUCUUGGUAGUGAUGUUUAUGUACGUGUUGGAUUAUUAACAUCAGAAAAUCGUGUUGUACGUUUGUAA
Molecule: messenger RNA, 1311 nt
Organism: Adineta steineri
Lineage: Eukaryota; Metazoa; Rotifera; Eurotatoria; Adinetida; Adinetidae
Source: the annotation of a GenBank genome assembly